AUUUUAGUGGGAGGUCCGUGUUCACACUACCACUGUCACUUACACGCGCUUGACAGACAGGUGUGCGUCGCCAGGAGCGCACGGCCACCGUCUUGCUGGAGACAUCCUGUAUUCUGUAAUUCGUAAAUCAGUAAACCGGCCAUCAUGUUGUGGACAGCUAACCAGUUCGUUAGGAAAUUUUCCACAAGCACCGCGUACUUCCAAAACAAACUGAGGCUCGCUCUGAUUGGCCAGAGCCUUUUCGGACAGGAAGUUUACACCAACCUGCGGAAGCAAGGCCACAAGGUGGUGGGCGUGUUCACCGUUCCGGAUAAGGACGGGAAGGCAGACCCGCUGGCUGUGGUGGCAGAGAAGGACGGCACGCCCGUGUUUAAGUUCCCGCGCUGGCGCCUGAAGGGCAAGCCCAUCCCGGAGGUGGUGGAGGCCUACAAGGCGGUGGGGGCUGAGCUCAACGUCAUGCCCUUCUGCAGCCAGUUCAUCCCCAUGAACGUCAUCGAUCACCCGACCCACGGCUCCAUCAUCUACCAUCCCUCUAUCCUGCCCCUGCACCGCGGGGCCUCCGCCAUCAACUGGACGCUCAUCCAGGGGGACAAGAAGGCGGGGUUCUCCGUCUUCUGGGCGGACGACGGGCUGGACACCGGGCCCGUCCUGCUCCAGAGGGAGUGUCCGGUGGAGCCCAACGACACCGUGGACUCCCUGUACAACCGCUUCCUGUUCCCAGAGGGCAUCAAGGCCAUGGUGGAGGCGGUGCAGCUGAUAGCAGAUGGGAAGGCCCCACGCAUCCCGCAGACAGAGGAGGGGGCGAGCUACGAGGGGAUACAGAAGAGGUCCAACGCCAAGGUCAACCUCGCACAGCCUGCGGCGGUUAUCCACAACUGGAUCCGCGGCCAUGACAAGGUGCCUGGGGCCUGGACCGUCAUCAACGGAGAGCCCGUGACCCUGUACGGGUCGUCCAUGCUGAGCGGAGGUGUUCCUGCAGGCCAGCCUCUGGCGAUCGAGGGGGCGUCUAAACCGGGCCUCAUCACCAGCACCGGUCUGGUCCUGUUCGGGUCCGACGACAAAACGCUCCUGGUGAAGAACCUGCAGUUUGAGGAUGGGAAGAUGAUCCCAGCGUCCAAGUACUUCUCCACGGGCGAGACUGCCAGCGUGGAGCUGACAGACGAAGAGAAGAAGAUGGCGGAAGAGAUAAAGGCUAUUUGGCAAGGAAUUUUGAGCAAUGUUCCAAAAAUUGAGGACACAACCGAUUUCUUCAAAUCAGGGGCUGCGUCUAUGGACGUGGUCAGACUCGUGGAGGAGAUUAAGCAGAAGUGUGCUGGGGUUGAGCUGCAGAACGAGGAUGUAUACAUGGCCACUUCCUUCCAGGACUUCAUUCAGAUGUUUGUCAGGAGGCUGCGGGGGGAGGACCAGGAAGAGGAGCUUAUCAUCGACUAUGCAACGAAAGAUGUCAACAACAUGACCGUCAAGAUGCCUCACCAGUGCUUCAUCAACGGCGCGUUCACCGACGCGGAGAACGGGAAGACCUACAACACUGUCAACCCCACGGACGGCUCGGUGAUCUGCCAGGUGUCGUACUCGUCGGUGGCCGACGUGGACAGGGCGGUGACAGCGGCCAAGGAGGCCUUCGAGAACGGGCCCUGGGGCAAGAUGAACCCCCGGGAUAGAGGAAGACUGCUGUACAGGUUGGCCGACGAGAUGGAGGAGCACCAGGAGGAGCUGGCCACCAUAGAGACCAUGGACUCGGGGGCGGUCUACACGCUGGCCCUGAAGACCCAUGUGGGAAUGUCCAUCCAGACCUUCAGAUACUUUGCUGGCUGGUGCGACAAGAUCCAGGGCACAACGAUACCCAUCAACCAGGCCAGGCCCAACCAUAACCUGACCUUCACGAAGAAGGAGCCCCUCGGGGUGUGUGCCAUCGUUAUCCCCUGGAACUACCCUCUGAUGAUGCUAGCGUGGAAGAGUGCGGCCUGCUUGGCUGCUGGGAACACGCUGGUCCUGAAACCUGCUCAGGUGACCCCACUGACGGCGUUGAAGUUCGCCGAACUGACCGUCAAGGCCGGCAUUCCCAAGGGCGUGAUCAACAUUGUGCCGGGCUCAGGCGGCCUGGUGGGGCAGCGCAUGUCCGACCAUCCCGACAUCCGCAAACUGGGCUUCACCGGCUCCACCCCCAUCGGCAAGCAGAUCAUGAAGAGUUGUGCGGUCAGUAACCUGAAGAAGGUCUCUCUGGAGCUGGGGGGUAAGUCCCCUCUCAUCAUCUUCAGCGACUGCGACAUGGACAAGGCUGUGCGCAUGGGCAUGAGCUCCGUGUACUUCAACAAAGGAGAGAACUGCAUCGCCGCCGGCCGACUGUUUGUGGAGGAGUCCAUUCACGACGAGUACAUCAGCAGAGUGGUGGAGGAGAUCAAGAAGAUGAAGAUCGGCGACCCUCUGGACCGCUCCACGGACCACGGGCCGCAGAACCACAAAGCCCACAUGGACAAGCUGCUGGAGUACUGCGAGAUCGGGAGGAAAGAGGGGGCCACGCUGAUCUACGGGGGACAGCAGGUCGACAGGCCAGGCUUCUUCAUGGAGCCCACUGUGUUCACCGAUGUGGAGGACCACAUGUUCAUCGCCAAAGAGGAGUCAUUCGGGCCGGUCAUGGUCGUAUCGAAGUUCAAAGACGGGGACGUGGACGGCGUCCUGGCCAGGGCGAACGACACGGAGUUCGGCCUGGCGUCGGGCGUGUUCACGCGCGACAUCAGCAAGGCCAUGUACGUGAGCGAGCGGCUGGACGCCGGCACCGUCUUCAUCAACACCUACAACAAGACCGACGUGGCAUCACCCUUCGGCGGCUUCAAGCAGUCUGGCUUCGGCAAGGACCUCGGAGAGGAAGCUCUUCACGAAUACCUCAGGACCAAGGCCGUGACUGUGGAGUACUGAGAGCAGAUCCGUCGGACUCGUUAAUCGAUAUCUCCCGCCGGAGUGAUCGCCGUCAAUCAAACAUUCAAAAUCAGUGUUCACCCCCCUAGCCCUGCACCCACCCGACACCCCUGCCCCCUCCACCCCACCCCACCCCACCGGCUUUGCUCAAAGCAAGCUUGCUGAAAGAUCUCCAAAGAGAGAAGGACUCUUCUGCUGCAACCUCUUGCACGGCUGCACCCACGUGCCUGCAGUUCAUAUGCGUAAGGGAACACAGCCACAACACUGCAGACUGGAGGACCAAACCCAGGAGCGGAUCUCCAAUCACCAGGACCGGACUCAAGCCACAGACGUCAGAACCAAAUAUUGCCGGUACCAUACAGCAGUGCAACUUGAAGAGGUCAAUCACGAGGAAAACCUGUGUCGCAUAAAGUUUGAAAAGGUUGACUGCACAAAAGCCAUUUCCACAUAUAAAUGUAAAAAGUAUAUUUUUACAGCCAUUUUUAAUUUAGAAACACAAAUAAGAUUAUAUUUAUUUGAACUAAAGAGAGUAGGUUUACUUUGAUAUCUCUUCUUGCUAAACGUAAUCCAGUAGGAUUGAAGUCCUUGUCCAAAUUAGCAUGGCGUUCCAGGCUGCUUGGAACUGGACAACAUAUCAAAGUUAGUUUCGAUAUAAAUACUUUAUUUUAAGAGCCCUUUUGUAUGUGUGAGUUGUACAUUGUAUUUGAUAUUGCUGUUUGGAAAUGUCCAUAGCAAACAUUUAAAGAAGAAACAGACGUGUAAUUUUGGGUUAGAAAUCCUUCUGCAUCCAAAAUUUCACACCAGGACUCAGAAACUCUCAUACACUACACAGUGAAGUAUUCCGUCUUAUCUGAAUUUUACAUGUCGUAUUCUGAAAUAUAGAUUUUCCCAAAAGCAGAUAAAAAAUGUUAACGUGCAAAUUAAAUAAAUAAAAAAUAGUAUAGGCGGUCUAGACACCCAGCAUGCACAGCUUUGGACAAACAGGAAAUGUGUCAAUUCUUGUCUCCCAGUCUCAUAAAAUGCUGGUUAUUUCAGCAUCAGCCUAAUGCAGGACUGUAUGCUGAUACAAGAGGACAUUUAUUUUCAUCAAUAAUAAUACAAGCCUGGUUGAAAUAAAGCUGAUAAGUGCCAA
Molecule: messenger RNA, 4048 nt
Organism: Conger conger (European conger)
Lineage: Eukaryota; Metazoa; Chordata; Actinopteri; Anguilliformes; Congridae
Gene: aldh1l2
Product: aldehyde dehydrogenase 1 family, member L2
Exons: 23
Coding region: 145-2916 (923 amino acids)
Biological process (GO): one-carbon metabolic process; biosynthetic process; 10-formyltetrahydrofolate catabolic process
Cellular component (GO): cytoplasm
Molecular function (GO): aldehyde dehydrogenase (NAD+) activity; formyltetrahydrofolate dehydrogenase activity
Source: RefSeq, a predicted model, not a curated record